Leptopilina heterotoma is the source of this 1834-nucleotide messenger RNA. Its product is annotated as prenylcysteine oxidase 1-like. The coding region runs from base 260 to 1753 and encodes 497 amino acids. Gene Ontology annotation, biological process: prenylated protein catabolic process; prenylcysteine catabolic process. Gene Ontology annotation, molecular function: prenylcysteine oxidase activity. NCBI's taxonomy places the organism in Eukaryota, Metazoa, Arthropoda, Insecta, Hymenoptera, Figitidae. The transcript has 7 exons. The record is from RefSeq and is a predicted model, not a curated record.
UGUAUACAAUAACACUUCGUGACAAUAACAAAGUAAAAAAAUUAUGACAAUGUUUUUUUAAAAAUUACAUAUCUCUAAGUGAUAAAACAAAUGAAAACAAUAGAUAAAUUAUUUUAUGGACAAUUUGCUAACAAAGUCAAGUAUAAAAAUAGCUAAAUGUUUCGAAUUUUAAAUUAGUAAUAUUAUAUUCCAACUUGAGUGUACAUAUAGCACUAAAAUUCGAGGUUAUAUUUAUCAAAUAGAAAUUUAAAAAUUAAACAUGAUCAAUAACAUAAUUAACAUGUUUCAGCCUAAAAUAUUAAUUUUUGGUUUAUUAAUUUUUAAAUGCAGUUUUUGCACUGAACUUUGCAAACCAAAAGUAGCUAUUAUUGGGGGCGGAAUUGGAGGAGCAUCUGCGUCCCAUUUUCUUUCAGAUUUAUUCAAGGAUAAUUUGAAAAUUGACCUUUUUGAGAAAAAACAAUUGGGAGGACGAUUGGCGAACGUCGAAAUUGGAGGAAAUGAAUUUGAAGCUGGCGGUGCAGUAAUACAUCCAAAGAACAAAUACAUGCAAGAUUUCGUUAAACUUCUUGACCUGAAGAAAAACAAUCAUGAGGAUUCGUCAACAUUGGGAAUUUGGAAUGGAGACAAAUUUGUUGUGAAACUUAGUAGUUGGAAAUUGAUAUCAAUUGCAAAGUUGAUUUAUAGAUAUGGAUUUGAACCUUUUACGCUCGAUAGGCUCGUUACCUGGGUUUUGGACAAUUUCGAUAAAAUUUAUAAACUUCAGGACAAUGAGAUAGCAUUUGAAAAUGUAACUUCAUUACUAGCAGCAAUGAACGCUGAUUUUCCUGGAUAUUUAACUGAAACUAUUAAAAAUCAUUUGCUAAACAAGGGCAUUUCAGAAAAAUUAAUUGAUGAAUUAGUGCAAGCCACUUUAGUUGUGAAUUACGGACAAGAAACUAAUGUUCACAGUUUUGUUGGUUUUGUUUCAUUAGCCGGAAUGGGAGCGAAUCUUUGGUCUGUUAAAGGAGGAAACAAACUGGUACCUGAGAAUUUAAUACGUCAAAACAAUCGUGUAAAAAUAAUUCAAUCAGAAGUAGAAAAAAUACGUUUGAUUUUAAAAGAUCAAGAUUCAAUCGAAUACGAAUUAUCCUAUAAAAAAGAAGACGAUACAAAUAUUAUCACUGACGUCUAUGAUAUUGUUAUAAUCGCCAGGCCUUUGACAAACGAUCAAGAAAAUUCAAUAGAAUUUGAAGAAUUUCCCGAAGAAGGAAUAUUUACAGUUCCUGGCAAAUACCAAACAACAAUUGCCACUUUCGUUGAAGGAAAACUAAAUCCACUACAUUUUGGCCUAGAGAGUGAAAUCGACUGUAUUUUGAGUUGUAAUCCCAAUAAAACAAUUGUCAGUUCAAUUGGAAAAGUUAAUUCUGUUAAUGAUAAUGGAGAGAAAGGCUCGUCCGACAUUUGGAAAAUAUUCACCAGAGAAUCUAUGAAUCCGAAAUUUGUCAAUAAAAUCCUCUCCAAGGUUGGGCAAGUAAAGAAGAUUAUUUGGAAAGCAUAUCCGCAUUAUUCGACGGAAAAUCGUUUGGAUAAAUUUAAACUUCACAAGGGCCUGUAUCAUGUUAAUGCAAUUGAAUGGGCUGCGAGUGCAAUGGAAAUGAGCGCAAUUGGAGGACGAAAUGUCGCUAUUUUAGCUUAUAAAGAUUUUAAGAAGACUUGUUCUGCAACACAAAUGAAAAAAUCCGAAAAGAAGAAAAACUACUCUACAGAAUUUUAGUUAAUUAUUAACUAAACAAACUAAUAAAUUAACAAUUACUAACGAAAAAAUAUAUAAUUAUUUACAAAACAUUGAUAUAGA